Messenger RNA from Rhinocladiella mackenziei CBS 650.93, 687 nucleotides. RefSeq lists its product as uncharacterized. Gene Ontology annotation, cellular component: cytoplasm; nucleus. Gene Ontology annotation, molecular function: UMP kinase activity; ATP binding. The coding region runs from base 1 to 687 and encodes 228 amino acids. NCBI's taxonomy places the organism in Eukaryota, Fungi, Ascomycota, Eurotiomycetes, Chaetothyriales, Herpotrichiellaceae. The transcript has a single exon. Gene Ontology annotation, biological process: 'de novo' pyrimidine nucleobase biosynthetic process; CDP biosynthetic process; UDP biosynthetic process. The record is from RefSeq and is a predicted model, not a curated record.
AUGGCCGCGAUAGAUUCGACGUCGGGCACCUCGCCUCUCAUUCAGCCUGAUCCACCACUCGCCUCAGCCAAUACUUCUCCCGCCUUUGAUCCAGCGGAAGUGACUGUGGUCUACAUCCUAGGUGGUCCGGGUUCUGGAAAGGGCACACAAUCUGCAAAUUUGGGCCGAGACUACGGGUUCAUACACUUGUCGGCAGGUGACCUCUUGCGGGAGGAGCAGAAUAACGAAGGAAGCGAAUAUGGACAGCUGAUCAAAGAUUAUAUCAAAGAUGGACUGAUCGUGCCGAUGGAGAUCACCGUCAAAUUAUUGGAAAAUGCCAUGCGAUCGAAACUUGAUAGCAAUGGUAGGGGCAAGUUCUUGAUUGAUGGUUUUCCUCGCAAGAUGGAUCAAGCUAUCUUUUUCGAGGAGUCGGUCUGCCCCUCGAAAUGUACUCUGUUCCUCGAUUGCCCAGAGGAGGUUAUGCGAGAACGCCUGCUGAACCGAGGGAAAACCAGUGGCAGAUCAGAUGACAACGAGGAGAGCAUAGUCAAGAGGUUCAGAACGUUUGUUGAGACGAGCAUGCCCGUAGUAGACCAUUUUGCGGAAGAGGACAGGGUGAUCAAGGUCUCUGCGGUCGGCUCGGUUGAAGAGGUGUAUGAGAAUGUGGUCAAGGGUUUGGCUGAGAAGGGAAUAUCCCCGUCCAAAUAA